Argiope bruennichi is the source of this 3019-nucleotide messenger RNA. RefSeq names its product metallophosphoesterase 1 homolog (gene Mppe). Gene Ontology annotation, biological process: GPI anchor biosynthetic process. The transcript is spliced from 8 exons. The record is from RefSeq and is a predicted model, not a curated record. NCBI's taxonomy places the organism in Eukaryota, Metazoa, Arthropoda, Arachnida, Araneae, Araneidae. Gene Ontology annotation, cellular component: endoplasmic reticulum. The coding region runs from base 414 to 1502 and encodes 362 amino acids. Gene Ontology annotation, molecular function: hydrolase activity.
UAUGAUUGAAGUUGUUUCUAUCUGUGAAAUGUAAAUUCAAAUUAAAGAAAUCAUAACGGUGAAAUUUCGCUAUAGGAAGCGUAUCUAAAUUGAGAAUUAUUUUCAUUUCAAUAGAUACUAUAAGCUAAACAACUGAUCUGAAUAAUUAUAAAGAAUUAAAAUAGCUUAUAUAGGAUAUUUAAUAAUGAACGCACUACAGUUCCGAUAAUAGAUUUUGGAAAGGACGUAGAUUAUUUUUAGAUAUAAAUACUAUCUGUAAUUUCAUUUUAGAGAAUUAAUUUAUUGCCGAUUGUGCCUUUUGAAGAAAUGUUCAUGUACAAAAACGUCUCAUGCCCGCCCUUGAUUAAUCGAAAUCAUUCUCUAUACGUAUGAAAAUUUCAAACUAUUAUGAAAUGCUUUUCUAAAGAUUGGAAAUGAUUGUACUGUUCAAGAAAUCGAGAUGCACUGUGAAAUUUACUUUUCUCAUAAUACUACUUGUGGUUAUAAUAGUUGAAUGGCUGGAAUAUUCAUUUACUCCUUUAUUGUUUUGGCCAAAGUUAUCUCAUCUUUUCACUUCUCAUAAUUCCAUUAAGCUGCUGAUUGUUGGAGAUCCUCAGUUAAUUGGAUAUCGCAAUUCCGCUCCUGGCUUAUUUGGUAGCAUAAUUCGCUGGGAUGCCGAUAAAUAUGUCAGAAAAACAUUUGCUCUAGCAUACAAUUAUGUUAACCCAGACAUUGUUGUGUUCCUUGGAGAUAAUUUAGAUGAAGGAGAAAUUGCAACUGAAGAGGAGUUUAUUAUCUAUUUUAAAAGGUUUUGUGAUAUUUUCAAAGAAGUUGAUUUUAAUAAGGCUCUUAUAGUUCCUGGUGAUAAUGACAUUGGAGGAGAAGGUGCACCUCCCCAGCCGUUUUUUGUGAAGAGGUUUAAUAGAUAUUUUCGAGAUGAUGUUUUUAUUCGUUACCAAUUCUUAGAAUUUAUAAAAAUAAACUACAUAACUCAUUCCAGUAGCUAUAGGAUUGCACCAAAUGUUUCAGAGUCUUCAUUUAGAGUUGUACUGUCUCACAUACCAUUAACUCCAAAAUACAGCUCAUUUGUGAACAGGGUGAUACCAUAUGUACAGCCUCAUAUUAUUCUUUCAGCUCAUGAUCAUAAGUCAUUACACAUUGUUGCUGAAAGAAAAACUGGAAUCAUUAUCCAAACACCAUCCAUGGCAGAUUUAACUUCAUGCUCUUUUAACAUCUCUGAUUCCACCAUUCAUGAAAUAAUUGCUCCAACUUGUUCCUAUAGAAUGGGCACUAACAAAAUGGGGUAUGGUGUCUUAAUAAUAAAUAAAAGUGGAGAAGUAUCUUAUAAUGUAUUGUGGCUGCCUUCAAGAUUCCGUCAACUGUUCAUUCUAUUAUUUGUUUUAAUAAUUAUACUCAUGUACUUACUUUUCUACAUUUUGAGAUGUUGUUUGCGAAAAAAUAAUGCCGUAAAUCAUGUUUACCCAUAUAAUCUAAACAAAUUUUAUAGUCCUUCGAGCUUAUAGAUUUUUAAUGAAAAGCAAAAGCUACUGCAGUGUUAUUUACUUUCUAUUUUUUAAUUGUAACAGCUAUGGGUUGAUAUUUUGAUUCAUGAUAUUUAAUAGUGAUCUGAUAAUGCUGAUCAUCUUGUUGUUACUUAGAUUAGGAUAGUUCUUUCUAUGCAUAUGAAAACAUUAGCUAAUUUAAUGAUUAAUUAAGUUUAAUUGAAUACUAUUUCAUUAAUUUUUAAAAAAUACUUUUUUAAGAAGUGAUGAAAACAAGUGAACAUUUUUAAUAUGAAUACUUAUUUUUCUUGUUAUCAAACAAGGUAUUAAGGAUGACUUUGGUAGUAAGUUUACUGUUUGGCUAAUUUAUUAUUCAUUUUGUGAGAAAUACCUCAUGAAAUAGGAAUGUGUAAUGUUUGUAUCUAUUUAUUUAUUGAAGAAUUCAUAAUAAUGCAUGAAUUUUUCAGCUGUGGUAAAAUAUUACUUCCCAAAACUCAAACCUGUAUCUCACAUUUCCAAAUUUUCUUACCAUAUUGUGAGUACGUUUGAGCCUACCGAUUUUUAAUUUGUGUUGGUUCUUUGCCUAUAGCAGAAUUAUUGAGAAAAUUAUAAUCAAAUAUUUACAAUUAUGAAGCAAAUCUAAUUGUUGCAACUUACCAUGUUUAGAAUAAUUUUAUAUUUAUUGUCAUUAUUUGAAUACUAGUCAAGAUCUGUAAAUAUUUCAAUUAACCAAUAUUUUGAAUGAAAAUACAACUGUUUCUCUAUAAUCUAACAUUUCAUCAAUUCAGCCUCUCUGCAAUUCGACGUUUUCUGAAGGGUGAGUGGGGAACUUUAAAUUUACUAUGUAUUGAUGCUGAGAUGUUUAAUUAAGUUUUGUAAUCAUUAUUAUAUAUAGAAUAAUUUUCUGUAAAAGUCUGUGCAAUAAAUAUAUGUUUCACCAUUGAAAAUCAUUUUUUAAACAGACCUCUAUUAAUCCAUUAGUUUCAUGGUUUGAUAUCUGUUGUAGUACUGAGAGACUAUUGUAUUUCUUUUCUCAUUAAUAUUUUUGAAAAUUGUGAAUAAGUAUUUACAUGUAUAAUGGGUAUGAUGAUAGCCACCUAUUUUAAGUCUAUGUAUUAUUUGCGAAAGAUUAUUUAUCUUAAAUAACAAUUAAAAAAUAGCAGAUGCAUAUAUACUUGUUGAGCUAAUGAAGCAUUUAUAUUAGCGAUGGUCACUAUUCAGUUAAAUAAAUGUGAAAAAUUUUUUAAUACCUGCUUUUUACUAAGACAUGCAUUUAACAUUUUUUUUUUUUUUUUUGCAUUUUGCAGUUUAAUCACCAGGAUGCCAAAUUCCAUAAAACAAUAACUAAAAAAUAUAUGGAAAUUAUUUACAUCAAUCUAUAUUUUAAUUUUAAAAGUUUUAUGGCAACAAAAAUUUAUUUGUACUCUUGUUUUAAAGAGAAUGCUUAAAGGAAGAAAAUCACCUAUGAAGCAGCAAUUCUUCGAUAUUCUCUCAACAAUGAGUGGUAAUUAUGUUGAAGCCUACUAAUCCACAAUUCC